CCGUUUGCCCGUCAGGGAGUGAAGAUGUACUUGGAUCUGCAGUUUGCAGAGGAGGAGGGUGAUGAUCCAGGCGAAUAGGCUGGAGACGAGGUGAGUGUUCAACCGCGCUUGAGGUGACGUAGGAGGGCUCUACUGACCUGGAAGCAGUCAGCAAAUGAUCGAUAUCUUCCGCAAGGUCCCCGAGAUGCUCAUAGAUUCCGGCGCGCCGAAGGACGGCUACGGUUCGGCAGUCAUGAUGGCACACCCACCGUCCUCACGUUACUACCGCCCUGAACUUGCUCGUCUGGACGAUGCGUCCGUCUCUUACGUCCCCGCGAAGGUGGAGACCGGCGACCAUUUCGAUGCGUGGACGAGGAAGCACAUGCGACCGGGCAACGCCGUACAGACCGCUCCUCCGAUCAACGCACCAUCCACUGCUGUUCAUAAGAGCGCGCCGUUAGAGGCGGAGUCGACCCAGACGCGCAGUCCACCGGCAUCGCUCAAGCACCAGCAACCGGGAAACACCACGCCUGCCGCUACCCCACUCGACGCACUAUCCAGUGCUGUCCAUAAGAGUGUGACGCCCGAGACAGAGGCAGAGUCGACUCAGACGCAGACGCAGACCCCGACGCCAACGCUCAAGCGCCAGCGACCGGACAACGAGCCCGCAGAAGAGCCUCAGCGGUCUCCAGUAAAGCGGCCGAAGCUCGACAUCCAGGCCCGAAAGCCUUCAAACCCCUCGAAGGUUGCGCCGAUGCUACCGACGGCCACACAGGCGCCAGCAGACCCAGAACCUUCAUCCUCAAACCAUUUCGCAGCCUCGGAGACUGCUACAAAGUAUGAGAGCGAUCGGAGCGGGGGAAGGGUGUCAGGCGCCUCUGCGAGCCCUACUCCACAAGUAGGAAAGAAGCGCAGCCUCGAAGACCCGGACGGUGUAGGAACGACUCCUACGAAGAAGCCUAAAAUGUUACACCCAGCUACUGCGCCGCAGCCGUCGCUGGAUCCGGCCACGAAGUCACCGGCGCCUCAGCAGCCCAAGUUCUCAGUCCCCGAGGUCCUUGAGAUGGUUGAUGCCAGAAUGCGGGCAUACAUGGGUGGUGGGCUUAAAGAAGCCUCCAAGAUUCCGGAGUUCCGGAAGUUGUUGGUGCAGCGGAAGAAGUUAGUCGAGUUUAUGGCGGCACAGCAGCAGCAGUUGAAGGCGGCGAAUCCGAAAGCAGCUCCGACUGGGAUUGGGGUUGGCUCUCAGAAUGCCUAGGCGGUUGGUCUAACGCUUUCGUAGUCUCGAAGUCGAGGAAUGUGCUGGCGAGAAAUAGUAGCGAGUUUAGCUCUGGUCG
Trematosphaeria pertusa is the source of this 1313-nucleotide messenger RNA. RefSeq lists its product as uncharacterized. The record is from RefSeq and is a predicted model, not a curated record. Lineage: Eukaryota; Fungi; Ascomycota; Dothideomycetes; Pleosporales; Trematosphaeriaceae. The coding region runs from base 155 to 1234 and encodes 359 amino acids. The transcript is spliced from 2 exons.